AUGUCUAGAGAACGUACUACUGAGAACCUUCCAUGGGUUGAGAAAUAUCGUCCAGACUCGUUGAAUGAUGUUUAUGGUCAAUCUGAUAUUGUUGAUACAGUUCGUCGUUUUGUUCACGAUGGUCGUUUACCACAUUUAUUAUUUUAUGGGCCACCAGGUACAGGUAAAACUUCAACAAUUAUUGCCCUUGCCAAAGAAAUUUAUGGCUCAAACUAUAAAAACAUGGUCCUUGAAUUAAAUGCGUCAGAUGAUCGUGGUAUUGAUGUUGUGCGAAACCAAAUCAAGAAUUUUGCAAGUACUAUGCAAAUCUUCUCAAAAGGGUAUAAAUUAAUUAUAUUAGACGAAGCAGACGCAAUGACAAAUGUUGCACAAAAUGCAUUAAGAAGAAUCAUUGAGAAAUACACCAAAAACACAAGAUUCUGUAUCUUGGCAAACUAUGCUCAUAAAUUAAAUCCUGCUCUAUUAUCACGUUGUACAAGGUUCAGAUUUUCACCAUUAACUGAAAGUUCAAUCAAAGAAAACAUUGCAAAAGUUAUCAUUAAAGAAAACUUGAAAAUUAGUUCUGAAGCUGAAGCUGCGUUAUUGAAAUUGUCCAAAGGUGAUAUGAGAAAAGCAUUGAAUGUUUUGCAGGCAUGUAAGGCUGCUGUUGAUGAAGGUGAAGAAAUAAGUGAAGAUAUGAUUUAUGAAAGUGUUGGGGCACCACAUCCUAAAGAUAUCGAAACAAUUUUAGAUUCUAUUUUAAAAGAUGAUUGGAGUUCUUCAAUUGCAACAUUACAAAAGAUUAAACAGCUGAAAGGUUUAGCAUUGAUUGAUUUAUUACAAGGUUUUAUUGAAAUCCUAGAUCAAUAUGAAUUGAAGACAAGAACAAGAGCAGAAAUUCUUAAAGGGCUAGGUGAAAUUGAAUAUGCCAUUUCAAAAGGUGGGAAUGAAAAAAUUCAAUCAAGUGCGAGUAUUGGUGUGAUAAAAAAGAGUCUUGAAUUUGAAGUUGUAUAA
Messenger RNA from Hansenula anomala, 993 nucleotides. It is a transcript of the gene RFC3, whose product is annotated as replication factor C subunit 3. Lineage: Eukaryota; Fungi; Ascomycota; Saccharomycetes; Phaffomycetales; Wickerhamomycetaceae. Gene Ontology annotation, molecular function: ATP binding; DNA binding; ATP hydrolysis activity. Gene Ontology annotation, cellular component: DNA replication factor C complex; nucleus; Elg1 RFC-like complex. The record is from RefSeq and is a predicted model, not a curated record. Gene Ontology annotation, biological process: DNA repair; DNA-templated DNA replication. The transcript is spliced from 3 exons. The coding region runs from base 1 to 993 and encodes 330 amino acids.